AUGGCAGGUGGCGGCCAGAAACGGAUAAUCCAAUUAACUGGUUUUAAAAAACAAGAGAAAAAGGCACUACUCGAAUGGCUGUUCAAACUGGACUGUUUUUUUUUAGAUAAUAAGAAAUACAGAAAUUGUACACAUCUUAUAGCAAAAAAGCCGUGCAAGAGUGAAAAGUUCUUAGCCGCCUGUGCUGCAGGAAAGUGGAUACUAACUAAGGAGUACAUAAUUAAUAGUGCCGAAAGUGGCAGAUGGCUUGAUGAAACAACGUACGAAUGGGGAUAUGAAAUUGAAAAAGACACCCAUUAUUCACCUCAAAUGCAAUCUGCACCUAAAAGAUGGCGCAAAGAACUGACACACUGUAGUGCUCCAGGGGCCUUCCACAGAUGGAAAGUUGUCCUCCUUGUUAAGGAAGGUGAUAAACAAAUGGCGUCUAUUAGAAGAGUUCUGCAAGCUGGAAAGGCAACCAUAUGUUCAUCUCAAAAUGCAGAGCACAAUAUAACUCAUAUAUUCAUCAAUAAUAAAAUUUUUCCUAUGCAAAACAAAAAAUGUCUCUCUGAAGCUCGAUGCUACCCUUUGCAGUAUCUAGGAGAUUACCUUUUUGAGAAUGAAAUACAAAAUACUGAAGAUAUCCAAAUGAACCAUUUCCUAGCUGCACAAGAAACCAACCAAAUCAUGUCUAACAUGCAGCUUGCUGAAAUGAAAAAUGCUGUUAUAAAACAUAUGUAUUUUGCUGUGGCCAUGAAGCACAGGUUUGCUCAAAAAGACCAGCUGAAUAAAUGCAGUCUAAAGGUUAAAAGUACUGACCUGUCCAGAAGCACAUGGUAUAUACUUGAAGGAUUAAUGGAAGAGUAUUUAUUUCCUGAUGUAAUCACAGAACUUGUUGCAGGUCAAAAGUACUCUACACCUCCCGUGCAACUUCUUCAUUCUCUUCUAGAAUAUGUCCUAUUGGGAAAUACAGAUGCAGUAUUUUGUGCUAAACUUCAUCACAUUUUGUACAUUAUUCUCCAACGUGAUCCUCCUUGGAAGUCCCCGUCUAUGUUAAAGUAUUAUUUGGAUCUUUUUCAGUGUCCUAUCUGUAAGAAAGGCACAUGGUCCUUGAUAGAGAUGCUUGUAAGUUUGGUUGAAGGGACCAAUUCACAGCAUCAGCAAGUCAUGCCACAGACAGUUCUUCUGAAGACCUUUUGGCUGGGAAGCGAAACCUCAGUGCUUUUUACCAAACACAUAAAUAUUCUAGCAGAUUGGGUCAUACUUUCCCAUAGAGAACUGAACAGAAAAAAUGAUGCUUUCAGGUGUGAAAUAGCUGGUCUAUUAAAUGCAAUUCUUGGAACUGUAGUGGAAUAUUGGAUCAUCUCAAGUUUGCUUAUGGACAGAAAUGUGUUUCAUCAGAUAGCUGACGAUUUGGCACAGUACCUUGCCAUUUCAUGUGAUGAUUUUUCGAUAUGUGAGUUAAAAAUGUUCAUUUGUUCCAUACCAUCCCUCUGGCUUCAAAUGUUUGUUGCAGAAGCAGUUUUUAAAAAAAUGUGUUUACAGAGGAAUAUAACUAUUUCUACAGAACCUCUUUCUCUUCAGAAAAUAGUCUGUUCCUAUUCACCUGCUUUGCAAGAGGUAGGGAUGCAGGAGACAAGAAAGAUAAAUAAAGCAAAGAAAAAGAAAAUAGGGCAACAGCCAUGCCCUGAGUCUCAAAAGGCAUUACAGAUGCUAAAUGGUGAUAAGCAGAACCAAGUCAAAGUGCUGCCUGAUCUACCUGACUUAAUCGUUAAUAAGUGCCCUCGAUUGGCAAAGAAGCUUAGAGCAAAAGCAAAAGUUGAGGCUUCAUACACCAAAGAGAAUUCCUACCUUUUGGCUGAAGAGGUACAUUUGUACAGGCGAAAUAUUAAAGACUAUGCUGGCUGGACGCCGUUGCAUGAAGCCUGUAACCAUGGCAGCACAGUGUGUGUCCGUGAAAUUUUGCAACGUUGUCCAGAGGUAGACCUGCUCAGUCAAGUGGACGGGGUGACUCCUUUGCAUGAUGCACUGUCAAAUGGACAUGUAGAAAUUGGCAAGUUGCUACUUCAGCAUGGGGGACCAGUCCUUCUACAGCAGAGGGACUCCAAUGGAAAAUUGCCAUUGGAUUAUGUUGAGUCCAUACCAGUGAAGCAAGAACUUUUGAAUGUUGUUCGUCCAGAAGAGAACAUCGAAAGCUUCUAUGAAAGCACAGAACAAGAUUUUUGCAGUCAGCAGAGAGAACUGUGGUUGAUUUUAUUUAAUAAGAUGCUGCUGAAUUUUUGUUCAGUUUAUAAUCUGUCUUCACCCUUUACUUUAACUCUCAGAGAGGUAGCUUGUUCGAAUGGACUUCCAGUAAUGGCUCAUGAUGACUGUAAGAUGAAAAAUACAUUUUCUGCACAUUGGUUAGUAGGUAGAUACUUUAGAGAGCUAGAAACUUUUCAAAAGCUACCACAGUUUCUUCAAGAAAUAUCUGCAAACAUGUUUUUUUCCUCUGGAGAACAGAUGAAGGCUUUAUUAGCAGCUCUGGAAACUAUGGUAGAGGCAUAUCAGGCUCAUACUUAA
This is a messenger RNA of Nipponia nippon (crested ibis), 2541 nucleotides long. The record is from RefSeq and is a predicted model, not a curated record. NCBI's taxonomy places the organism in Eukaryota, Metazoa, Chordata, Aves, Pelecaniformes, Threskiornithidae.